AGAGAGGCGAGGGGGGCGGUUUACGUGUAUAUUGCUCUGAUGAUUCCCGACGCAAGUGGGCUUAUAAGUCUGUCGCGUAAAGAAUUAGAUUCCAUCAUGUCUGUGUACGCUUCUGUCUUACCGAUGAUGACGGUCAUCCUGCAGCUAUUCAUGAUUUUCGGAGCAGCUACCGUCUUCUUGCCCCAAUAUUUCGCCAUACGUAAAACCAAAAACGCCGAUGGUUUCUCCAUAUAUGUGUGUCUGGCGUUGAUCGUAGCCGGGAUCUUGAGGAUUACAUUCUGGUUCGGGCAUCCGUACGAAGUGCCGCUGCUUUUACAGAGUGUCGUGAUGGUGCUCAUGAUGUUAGCCAUUGUGCACUUGUGUGUGGAAGUCAGAAGCAAGCAAGACAUCGUGCGGGACAAGCUGAGGACGUUUACGGGUAACAUUUUGAAUUUGUGUGAUGGGUUAUCCUUUUUUCUUUGUUCGGGUUUUGGUUCAUUGGUCCAGGACUUUGACCUCAAUUACUUUUGGGACUGGACAGACUUCACGUCCUAUUUGGAAUGCGUGGCUCUUGUGUCGCUCGCUUCGCUACUGCUCAUGUACUACCUGAGUGUGUCGGUGGUGUUUGUGGAAGCCGUCGGCUUCCUUUCCCUUUUCAUCGAGGCUAUGCUUGCUGUGCCGCAGUUUGUGAGGAACAACAAGAAGAAGUCCACGUUUGGGAUGAGGUCACCCUUGCAGCUUUUUUCUCUUCACGCAAAAGACGAGGCGCCCAUGUCGCGAAUAGUUUUCUACCCCAGCUAUCUCUUCAAAAUUCUUGAAAAUGAAUGGGGAUUAUAUCCAAUGGUUGCCGCCACCAAUUGA
Messenger RNA from Notodromas monacha, 840 nucleotides. The record is from the annotation of a GenBank genome assembly. Lineage: Eukaryota; Metazoa; Arthropoda; Ostracoda; Podocopida; Cyprididae.